Messenger RNA from Monomorium pharaonis (pharaoh ant), 3676 nucleotides. RefSeq names its product decapping and exoribonuclease protein. The coding region runs from base 593 to 1519 and encodes 308 amino acids. The record is from RefSeq and is a predicted model, not a curated record. Gene Ontology annotation, cellular component: nucleus; cytosol. Gene Ontology annotation, biological process: NAD-cap decapping; nuclear-transcribed mRNA catabolic process. NCBI's taxonomy places the organism in Eukaryota, Metazoa, Arthropoda, Insecta, Hymenoptera, Formicidae. The transcript is spliced from 4 exons. Gene Ontology annotation, molecular function: mRNA 5'-diphosphatase activity.
AUUUAAUUAACAAAGUAACAGAGAUAGUUAAAAUAUGAUACAGUGAUGUUUAACGGACAACUAUGAUUAUAAACAUCAUUAUGUCAUCUACGUCACAAAGGCCUUUGUUCAUAGUUGUUCCUUAAUUCUCAAGAUCGGUUUAUUUUUGUCUCGCGUAUGGUAAAACGCAGUAGACGAGACAAUGACAGACUAAUCCCGAGAAAUGAGGAACGACUUUGAAUACGGGUCUUUGUUACUUGAAUAUAUACGAAUACAUAUAAGGUGAGUUUUAAUUCAUCGAUUGAUCAAUCGCAUUAUGCGCAGAUGCAACUUUGCUCUAUAAAAACUUUAUUUGCGUACCGUGCGAUUGAGUAAUCGAUGAAUUAAAAAACUCAUCUAUAUAUUGAAUACGUUACGCGCGCGUUUUUAAUAUAUAAGGCUAUCAACAUAGUUUCCGUAAGAUAAACACAUCCGUAAGAUAAACACAUCCGUAAGAUUUAACACAUUGGAUUGGGCGACCGUAACCGUAACCAACUGAAUCGAGUACAUGAUUGGUCAAAAGCUUAUACUGUUUACGUUUUACAGCAAGUGUGUGUGAUAACCCGCAUUUGUUAUGCGUUUGCGAAAGAAGAAAAAGACACAGUAUACUUAUACUGUGGAAAAGAGAAAGAGGAAAAGCACUUACUAUAUAUACAGGGUGUCCCAAAACAUGUUGGGUGUUGAUUUUAUUUGCUCUCGUGGUGCAAUAAAAACAAUAUUAAGUAGUCCAUAUAAAGAACGUGAUGAAUGGAUUAUUUGUGCCAGUAAAUACCAUGGUACAAUAUAUUUAUGCGAAUUUUAUACAGAUGAAAAAGAACAUAGUUAUGCCAACAGAACAAUGUUGAAAAAACGAUAUAAUUCAUGGGGAUAUAAAUUUGAACAAUAUAUGGUAGCAGAUCAUCCAGCACAUAAACCAGAUCCAUCAAGAGCUCUUAAUGAGUGCGAAGAAUUUCAUUGCAUGUUUAAAGCAAAAUUUGACAACCAUUCAUUAUUGUACGCGGCAGAAAUAGAUGGUAUUUUUUCACAACAAUUUAUAAAGGAUACACUUAUUGGGAAUACUUUUGAAAUAAUCGAACUUAAAACAAUUGUAAUAUCUGAUAAACAUGGAAAUGGAAACAUGUAUGGCAAAGUUCACCAUGAACUAGUGUCAAGCUGGUGGAGCCAGAACUAUCUCUUGGAACUAAAUAGAAUUAUAUGUGGAUUAAGAGACAGAAAUGGAACAGUGACAAUGAUAAAAGAAUAUAAUUUGCAUAAUUUACCCAAGCUUUCAAAUUCGCCUUAUAAUGUGGACAAAUGUAAAAUAUUCUUAAAGAUAUUCUUAAACGAAAUAAAAAAAAUUGUCAUUAAAGAUUAUAAUAAGUGCAUGUACAAAUUUCACUGGAAGCCGUCUACUAAAAAUGUUAUAAAUUAUAGUGAAGAAGCUCCUGACAAUGAAAAGUAUGACUUCUUGAAGCCAUGGUAUAUUGAUAAAGUAGAGCAGUACAGAAAGCAGCCUCAGUGAAUAUUAAAAUUUCAUCAUUUUUAUUAAUUUUAUAGCUGUAAAUGACUUUAUUAAUAAGCAAAUUACAAUACUGAAAAUUAUACAUAAACUUGAAUUAUUGUGUUACUGAACUUAUUAUAAUACUAAAAUUGUAUCGCCACAAUUAGCAAUUAGUAAUUGUACUUUUAUUGUUUACAUUUAAAUUGUAUGUUUAUUCAUUUAAAAUGUAUAUUGUACAAGAAAUGUUGAGCAUUAAGAUCUUACUAGAUAAUUGUUCAUUGAGUUUCUCUUUAAGAUUUUAAUCAUGUUAUGAAUAUCAUGCUCUUAUCUAAAUUAUUGUAUUCCUUAUUUACAUUAUGAUAUGCAAGGGCAAAUUAUUUUUAUUAUUUUUAUAGCAUGUAGUAAUGCUUCCAAAAAGGAUGAAACAUUUUUGAAAAUUGAUUCGUAAUUAAAGUUAUUGUUUCGAUUGAAGUGUUAGAAUGAAAGAUAUGAAAGUGUUUGGUAUUAAAAAUGCUUUGUAGGAAGUCUAAAAUAUUGAUACCAUAUUAUUUUAAAUGUUUAGAAGUUAAGGAAUAUAUGUCCAUUUUUAUAAGAAUAACUUAUGAAAUUAUAAAUUGUUAUGUAUUGCAUUUAAAAUUAAUAAAGAAUUUAGUAAUAAUUUUCUACAUGGAUAAAUUAUUUUAAUAAAAACAAUGUGCUCUAUAAUAUGCCUACAUAACACAGAACGCACGUGUAAUAACGUUCUGAACUUAACAGCUGGGAUAGAAAUCAGAUAGAAAUUUCGGAAGAAUAUGCGUGUUUAGCAUUCAAUUUUCUUCUGAUUGCUUUUCGCCACAUGAUGUGUUCAAGGUAAAAUAAAGUUGCGUGUAUAUAAUUGCAUGCUUGCAAUACAUAAAUUUAGAAAUUUUACAUUCCUAUCAUACUUUCGAAAAAUUCGCGUUCUAUUCCACAUUUAAUUACAAAAACAAACUGCAUCUACGAGAUCUUACAAUGUAAACUCCACCGGUUAACGAUGGCAUAGUAAAAUUUUAACACUGAAUAUCGAAAUUGAUUUCAAUAUUCAGUUAAGAUUGUAUAUUAUUUUUGAGUUUAUUGAUAUUUGUCUGAUCGAUGUUAUUGCUUUCAAUGACAAUAAAUUUAGAGUAUUAUCUAUAAGUUCAAUAUAAAUUAUUGGAGAUGUAUCUCUUAGAUCUUAAUUUUAAUAAUAGAUCUUUGACACAUAUAUAUAUAUAUAUAUAUAAAAAUCUUAGGUUUUUCCUUUCAUUAAUGCUUAAAAAUUUUUUAAUUCCGUGAUCUUGAUAAAUAAAAGGGAGAUAUAGUUGUUUUACAAAAUAUUUUUUUUAAUAAGAUUUUUUGCAUUUUUUUUUCCUAAAUGUAAUAUCCGAUAUAACACAUCACUUUUUCCUACAAUAAUUUUGUACGUUUUAACAUUGUAAUUAUAGACAUUGCAUUGUUAAUUUAUUAUACUUUGUUCUUUAGUGAUCAUACAGUGCUUACUUGAAAUCUUUAAUGGACUUACACGCAAAUAAUGAGAAGGACUUUCUUCCAAUUUGUUAACCCCAACAUUUUCUCGGUACCUUGCUUUCCUUAAAUUAAUAGCUGAUCGAUUACAUUAUGCGCAGAAGCAACUUUGCUCUGUAAAAACUAUUUACUUUAUUUAUCAAUUGAGCAAUUGAUGAAUUAAAAAAUUCGUUUUUUUUAUUUCGCGAAAAUAAAAAAAAGAAAGUAUUCGUAUAGAAAAAAAAACGGAAAAAUGAUGUUCCUCUUGUACUAUACUGAGAAAGCGUUUCUUGAAAAUAAGAAUCAAAUUUGUUGUACCCCACUGGAAUUCAAUAUUGCAUUUGCGUUAUCAAUGAUGUAAUUUGAUUAUAUAAUAUAUAUAGUUAUGUACACGUAUUUUAUAUAACUUUUUUCUUUAAACUUUUAAAUUUUGUAUUUGAGUCACAUGACAUUUAUAGAAUAUUAACAUUGAUAUAGUACAUUGAUAUAAUAUAUGUACAUUGAUUUUGCUAGAAGUAAUAAAAUUAAAAAAUCUUAAAAAAGAAACCUACACGUGUGAUGUGUGUGUGUGUAAUUUUACUUCUCGUUCUCUGAUGUGACAAAUAUGAUUUAUUAGUUUUGAAAUGCAUAUACGAGAGAUAAUAACUUUGUAUAUAGUGAUAUUUUAUACAAAAGUUU